Molecule: messenger RNA, 1245 nt
Organism: Chelonoidis abingdonii (Abingdon island giant tortoise)
Lineage: Eukaryota; Metazoa; Chordata; Testudines; Testudinidae
Gene: UFD1
Product: ubiquitin recognition factor in ER associated degradation 1
Biological process (GO): ubiquitin-dependent protein catabolic process; ERAD pathway
Cellular component (GO): VCP-NPL4-UFD1 AAA ATPase complex
Molecular function (GO): polyubiquitin modification-dependent protein binding
Source: RefSeq, a predicted model, not a curated record
UUGCUAGCGAUGAAAGUGCUCGUUUUUGCUAACCACAUUCACCACUGUGAAAAUAGCGCCACGUCUGUAGAAAUUAAAAGUCACCCUAAAAUAGAGGGGCUGGGCUAAGGGAUUUCCCCCUCCCUGCCCACCAUUUCCCUCAGCCAGACGGUUUCCUGUGGGGGAGGGGAAGCAGCUGCUGUAUUGAUCCUUCUCCGAGCCGUCUAAAGGGGGUUCUCUGGUGUCCCUUGCUGAGAUCUCUGAGACGGGGGCAGGAGUAACAGCCGCCAGGAUGUUUUCUUUUAAUAUGUUUGAUCAUCCAAUCCCCCGGGUUUUCCAGAACCGCUUCUCAACCCAGUAUCGUUGCUUCUCAGUGUCCAUGCUUGCAGGACCUAAUGACAGGUCAGAUGUGGAGAAAGGCGGGAAGAUAAUUAUGCCACCAUCCGCCUUGGAUCAACUCAGUCGACUUAACAUUACAUACCCUAUGUUAUUUAAGCUGACUAAUAAAAAUUCAGAUCGAAUGACGCAUUGUGGUGUGCUAGAAUUUGUGGCUGAUGAAGGCAUUUGUUACCUUCCACACUGGAUGAUGCAGAACUUGCUUCUGGAGGAAGGAGGCCUGGUGCAAGUAGAGAGUGUUAACCUUCAAGUGGCUACUUACUCAAAAUUCCAACCACAAAGUCCAGAUUUCCUUGACAUCACCAAUCCCAAAGCUGUAUUAGAAAAUGCUUUGAGAAACUUUGCUUGUCUAACCACUGGGGAUGUUAUUGCCAUCAACUACAAUGAGAAGAUCUACGAGCUUCGGGUAAUGGAGACCAAGCCUGAUAAAGCUGUGUCCAUCAUAGAGUGUGAUAUGAAUGUGGAUUUUGAUGCACCUUUGGGAUACAAAGAACCAGAAAGACACACACAACAUGAGGAGAGCACAGAUGUUGAAGCAGACCACAGUGGCUAUGUGAGUGACCUAGGAUUUCGUGCAUUCUCUGGCUCUGGGAACAGGCUAGAUGGCAAGAAGAAAGGUGUUGAGCCUAGUCCCUCGCCAAUUAAACCAGGAGACAUUCGAAGAGGAAUACCCAAUUAUGACUUCAGAAUCGGUAGGAUCACAUUCAUCAGAAAUUCACGACCACUAGUCAAGAAAGUUGAAGAGGAUGACUCUGGCAGCCGGUUCAUUGCAUUUUCAGGAGAAGGCCAGUCCUUGCGCAAGAAGGGAAGAAAACCAUAAGUUAUGGAACCUUUGGCCAAUUGGGGAGAAUAAAAUAACAUUGCAGCGCA